GCUUGAUGGAGAGCCUAAAAAAUCACUCACUAGCUAUAGCCCGAAUGCUCACUCGAUUCGCCCGUUACAGGUUCAGGUGCGGUCAAUGCUCGGGGUGUAUGUCCACAGCUCUGGCUUGGCUGCCUGCCUCAUGGACCGCAAUCGGACUGCAGCAUAAAAAAUGUUCGCUUUGCAGGGAUUCGAGUGGAGGAGAGGAUCGUCGUAAGAGAGUGGCGGGGAGAGACUGGGCCGUAGUAAACUCAGCGAGGAUACCGUUUUUCGCAUGCUGCGGUCAUGGUUUCAACGAGUCAACUGAGAAGUUGAAACAUUUUCCUCAACCUGCGCUCGUCGAUGGCUCCGCGGGUGGGGCGGGAGGGCAGGGCUGGGCAGGGCCGGGGUGGAAAGCCGUGUGCGAGGAGGAACACGGAAACUCCACGUCGAUGCGAGUUCAUACGAUGAGAUCGACCAGAGCCGAGGACCGUGUCAUCGAAACAGCUCACGCGGAGGCGAAAAAGGUGCCGUGGAAUGUUUCAAACGCUCAGCUGCUGCGCCUUUUGGGGGCCACAAUCGAACUGACCGCCCGUCGAUCAUCGAUUCGCGAGGCAAGAAGACAUCGGAUCUGACUGCCUCGCGGCCCGACGCGAACAGUGGACGGAUUCAGGUCCGAUCAAGUCAGCCAUAGGGGCUCGGAUUCUGUAGUCCCGCUGGUUUCAACGAGCAUGAGGCAGGCAGACGUGCGCGGUUGGCAGGGUCAGCCGGUUGACAAUGAAUCGGACGACUACACGACGAAUCGCUCGCUCUGGGGGUGGGGUCGCAGUUGAUUGAAUCUCAGCUGCGUCCUGGAUCAGAGCGGGAUCCGUGGACAAUCGAGGGUCAGUCAUGCUGUUGCCGAGCAGCUUCCGUCCAGAUGGUGCAACAUCCGUCAAGUCCACGGUCUCCGAUAUGAAUGUUCGAUUCCAGCACCGGUCACGCGCGGAGUAACUGCGGUAUGACCUCCAACAGCAAUGAUCAGAGAUUGCACAAGGGUCGCGUUGCUUGUAUAUGGGCCGAGAUUCUGCUGUAAUCUUGCGCACGGCUCGGUUUACUCGGUGGGGACAGAUUUGUAAUGACGGAGAUGAGAUGGAACAGCCCAGAGACAAGUGGUGCACGAGCAAGGGUUCGGUAGAUUUUAUGAGUUGACGACCCGUAAUGCAUGAAGAGAUAUAGAUGGUCUCGAACUUUCGAUGUCGGAUUGCGCAAACGGCGACGCUUGGUCCCUCUCGCAGUCAUCAACAGCCACCAUUUGGAUGUUGGAUCGGCUGUGUCAAGGUGAGAAGAUUUGCUAUGAAUCUCCUGAUCACAGGGAUCGCGGGGUGAUGUGCGUCGUGCGUGUGUGGGGCCCUGACAAUUCUCGGCAGCCGGAAGGCAAUAGAGCGUCAAAUCUGGAGAACGGAAUUCUUGGCCGCUCUGAACCACUUGUUUUGCCCUGUCUCUGUUUCGCUAAAUCCUGACAUAGUCUCCCAUUCAACAUGAGCUUUGCAUUGCUCUUGCGACUGAGUUUUGGACACUCAAUACAAUUGCCGCUUUAUGACGUUCCUUCGCCCGAGAAAUUUCUCUCGACUUCUUCCACAGCGAUUCCAUUGCGACCUCGGUUGACUCUGGUCGAGAGCCCUCUGAAUGUCGAGCAGAAUCUUUCAACUGUUCGGAGCCUCGCCUCGUCUAGCCACACGCAGAAUCACGUGUCUCAGAGAGCUUUUAUGACCCGGAGCAUAAACAUAACCUGCCACAAGCGAAACCGAUCAGAACCAGUCUCGCGGGUCCACGACUGGCGCUUAUUCUAAAUUUAUGCGAGGAAGAGGCUCGCACAAGGGGCAGAAGAUUAAUUCUCCUGGCAAGGACCCUAAAGUUUUUUUAUGGUGGUCCGGAAUUUCAGACUGUCACUGGAGUAGAUAGAUGCUGCGAGGUACUGGAAGUGAAACAUGGCAGCCACUAAUGCCAAGUGGUGGCUGCUAAUAAGGUUUGCCGUAGCUCAGUCGGGCCCGUCAUCACAGCGGGACACAUGUUAAUGCUGCAUCACAAAGGCGCAGCAUAUCAGCAGUGUGGUGGACGUAAGAAGAAUCAAAAUCUGUCGAGCGGGGCGCCCGUAAAACAUACGGCAUGACUACGGAGACUGGUGAAAGUCAAGUCGUAGUUGUAUUUUUCAACCAUGCUCUUUACAUCUUUUGCAUGUAAGACUGUUUGUAGCGAAGAAAUAGAACGAUGCAAUGUUCGACGCUUUUCGUGAAAAGAGAUGCAAGUCCUUUGGGGAUGCAGUCAACGGUGGUUGAGGCAAAAUCGGCAGGUGGUGCCAAGUAUGUGGCUGUAGCGGGAAAGGCGGCAUCCCGCUGAGCACCUCGAGGCCUAUCCAUAGACUUUUCAACAUUAAAUUAAUAUUUCUUAUUCGACAGAAAGAAACUGUGCGUCCGGCAGUCCAUUC
Messenger RNA from Marchantia polymorpha subsp. ruderalis, 2434 nucleotides. Lineage: Eukaryota; Viridiplantae; Streptophyta; Marchantiopsida; Marchantiales; Marchantiaceae. The record is from the annotation of a GenBank genome assembly.